UUCUAUACUUUGUGUAGUCCACAACUCACUUGUGUUUUAACCUUUGUUAAAUUUAUAGUACAAUUUAUCAUCCCAGUUUUAUUAACAUAUUAACACAAAUUUUGCACAUACCCCAUUUUAACAGCGCGAAGUCGCAAAAUAAGAAGAUUCAGGUGAUUGAAGUGACCAAUACAAGAAGACAAAAUGACGUCGAUUGUGGAGAUGCCAAAGGCGAAUUUGGACGAGGCGGUUCCAAUAUGGAUGAAGAUAGACUGGUCGGACGAGGUGCUCCACGAUAUUUAUCGGGACUGGGGAACCUACUAUUCGCGUCGCCGUCGUGAGAACUUCGCGUUGCAUUAUUUAAACAAGGCACUCGCCCUGGAGCCCUUGGAUCACAUGACUUUGUACAAACGAUGCCAGAGCAAGAGGAAGGCUGCCCAGAUGCUAGGAGCUCUGGCCGACAGUCGGGAUGCCGCCAAGCUUGCUCUUAAGGUGGAUGGUGAGGAAAGGGCCAUUAUUAAUCUGGACAUUUGUGACGUGCUGUACGAGUUGAACCAGUUCGAAAACAGCAAGGCCGAAAUUCACAAUAAUAUGCGAGUUUUCAUUGGCAACAAAAGAAAGAGCUUCGUGCAGCGCCAGCUGGUGGUGGACGGAGUCAUAAAAGAUGUGACUGGUGAGGCGAUGUCGGCCUUCUUCACGAAGAAUCUAAAGACGGUCAACAUUGUGCACGACCUGAUCAAGGAGAAGGAAAGGAUCGACAAUCGACCCCUGUGGAAGGUUCUGAAGGAGCAGGGAAAGUGCGAUGUUCAGAGUAUUCCGGAGGUCCAGGAGGAGAUGCUGUCGCCGAUGGAGAUUGCACGCAGAAAGCGGGCCUUCAACAUCUACCACCAGUCGUACAUCAACGACUCCUGGAUCGACGUGCUCUUCAUGAAGAUGCUCUGCAAGAAUCCCAACCUUUUGCUGCCCCAGUGCAAGGAGUCGUCCUACUUCCUUUACAAUCUCUCCAGCAAACAAUACGAGAUCGUUCGCAAGUUUAUGAAAAUGCUGCAAUCCCGGUGUCCUCUCUACCUGGUCAAUUACCUGAAGUACGGCAAUAAGGCAAUGUCGGACAGAUACCGCGAGGCUUACCUCUUCCGCGUACAGUAUCAGACACAUCGAAACAUGAACCAGGCUCUGAAGCAGAUUCGCGUUCUUCGCAAGGCCAAGAAGGUGCAGCAAUUGGCCAAAUUCGUGGAGGAGCUGAUGGGCACCUAUGUGGUAUUAAAGACGGCUCGAGUGAUGUGCUGGAAGUUCGAGUUCCUUAACGAAGUGUACAACACAAUGGCUUUGACUCUGUCCGAGCAACUCCGAGUGCCAAAAGGCUUCACGUCCCAAGGAAGUAAUGCCAUACUUAGGCUGCUGCAUCUGCCAGUGGAAAGGGUGAAGGAUUUCGUAUCGCUGACAUUUGGAGAUCGACAGCCAGAGCCUGAGGGCAACGAUCCAGCAACCUUGAGAGCUAAGAAGCUAACUGCUCGCCUGGAACAUCGAAUGAUUUUUGCCAAGUAUUCAAUCGAAAAAUGCUAUUUGCUGCACCAGAUUUCCCAGUCGUAUUUGGACCAGGGACGUCAUUCCGAGUGUGCCUUCAAUGCUCGGAAAGCUAUUAAAGAAAGCAAGAACUGCAAUAGCAAUCUAUGGAAGUUCCUCAGCGUUGUGCAGAUAGUCAAGGCGAAUGCCAUCCUGCACAAGUUGGAACAGACUAGGGAGGCCCUGGAUGAUGCUCUACCCAUUGCCCAGAGCCUCAAGACUCAGGAGUUGAUAUUCUUUAUCGAGACCUGCAUGAUGUGCAACACCGAGGAUUCGAUCAACAAGCGGGCCACCCUAAUGCAGGCCCGAAGGGAGAGCAAGGCCGAAUCUGUGGCCACCCACUCCUUGGUUAGUGGUCAGGAUAAUGAAGAAUCCAACCCAUCUUAGUUUGUCGAUAUAAUAUUUAACAAUUCUUUUAUUUUCUUCACCAUUUUUUUGAGUAAACUUACACUUGCAAAUAAAUAUUUCACAAAUG
This is a messenger RNA of Drosophila rhopaloa, 2017 nucleotides long. RefSeq lists its product as uncharacterized. The coding region runs from base 184 to 1929 and encodes 581 amino acids. The record is from RefSeq and is a predicted model, not a curated record. Gene Ontology annotation, molecular function: protein binding. The transcript has 8 exons. NCBI's taxonomy places the organism in Eukaryota, Metazoa, Arthropoda, Insecta, Diptera, Drosophilidae.